CGAUUGAGAGGAGUCGCAGUGGUGGCAUCUCAUGCAAUCACCAACGUUAUCAACUUACAAUCCUCAUUUCGGCUCCAUCACCAGUUGCAAUGGCGAACUCGUUUUUAUCAUUAUUAUUAUUAAUUUCUGAUUAUCUUCUCAUAAUUUUCAUCUGUUUUUUGCAACGUUCAGUGGAAGAUUUGUGCAAACUUAAAGCUUGACAGUCGUGGUUUGCAUAUAAAUAAUUUCGUGCUGCUGUUUGAUUCGUAUUCAGUUAUGAUUUGAACUCUUCUGAAAACAGAUGAUUAAGAUGGAGUCAGUAUUUUAUCUUUAUAAAUGGGCUCUCAUAGUUGGUGGAAUUUCUGUUGCAGUCGCUCUGACACUCUCAUUCCUCUUAAUUCUUCAACACCUAAGAGCCUACAAUAAUCCUGCGGAACAAAAAUGGAUUGUUAUUGUGCUUUUCAUGGUGCCUGUAUAUGCCUCUGAAUCAGUACUAUCUCUGUGGAAUCCAAGAAUUUCAAUAGAGUGUGACAUAUUGAGGAAUUGCUAUGAAGCCAUUGCUUUGUAUGCUUUUGGUAACUAUCUAAUUGCUUGUUUAGGUGGAGAAAAUAGAAGCAUAGAGUUUCUUGAAAGAGAAUCAAACAGUGAUCUUAGUGUGGCCCUGUUGAAAGAUAAUCAAAAUAAGAAAGAAUUCAUUCAGCAUCCUUUUCCUUUAAGCUUGAUGAUUCGGCCAUGGGUUCGUGGUCAAGAAUUUUAUAGAUUUACAAAAUUUGGUAUUGUACAAUAUAUGAUUUUGAAAACAGUAUGUGCCUUUUUAGCAUUGGUGUUGGAACUUUGUGGUGUUUAUGGUGAUGGAGAAUUCAAAUGGCAUUAUGGAUAUCCAUACAUUACUAUUGUGCUGAACUUCAGCCAGGUGUGGGCAUUGUAUUGUCUAAUGCAAUUCUAUACUGUUACUCAUGAUGAACUUCAAGCUAUCAGACCAUUGGCAAAGUUCAUUAGUUUCAAAGCAAUUGUUUUUGCUACCUGGUGGCAGGGUGUAGCCAUUGCAAUCAUCUGCUCACCAAGUGUUUUGGGAGUUUCAUUACCAGGUGGACAAAAAUUUCAGUCUGGUUUGCAGGAUUUCCUCAUUUGUGUUGAAAUGGCUUUUGCUGCAGUGGCCCAUAUUUUUGUCUUUCCUGUAGAACCAAACCGUCACUCAGACGAGAACAACCAUGGAAGUUUAACACUUGAGUCCACCUCAAUGACUGUCGAAACUCGAAAAGACACUGAUAAAAGUUUUGAUAAAGAAGGGCAUGAUGUUGUGCAAGUGUCACAGACUGAAGUUGAGGGCCAUGGAACAAGUUUGAAAGAAAGUGUCCAAGAUAUUGUUUUGCGAGGUGCUGAACAUGUGGUGCAUGAUGUGCUAAUAACUGUAUCACAAGCUGUGGAACCCAUGGAAAAGGGUGUUACCAAGAUUAAUGAGACCUUGCAUCAUCUUUCCCAUGGUGGAAAGCUCGAAGACAAUGAACCAAAGCUAGAGAUUGAUGAGCAACUAUCAGAAUCUACAGAUAAUAAAAGCGAUGAAGUCACUAUUAAAAGACACAUGGUUGAGACAUCCCUUGGUGUCAAUGAUCCAGUACAACUGGAUACAAAAAUGUUAAAAAGAGUGUUGCCCGAUCCGGUGGACUGAACCUAUCUGGUAACAUAUCACUCCAUGUGUUUGUUACAGAGCUUAGAUCCAUGUCUAAGCAUGCGUGCUCGGUUCUCCAAUAUCCAGGUUUUAAGAAAUGAACCAAAAAUCAGCAUUUGACUACUUCCUACUUCCU
Messenger RNA from Cryptomeria japonica (Japanese cedar), 1784 nucleotides. RefSeq names its product protein LAZ1 homolog 2. The transcript is spliced from 10 exons. The record is from RefSeq and is a predicted model, not a curated record. Gene Ontology annotation, molecular function: transporter activity. Gene Ontology annotation, biological process: transport. NCBI's taxonomy places the organism in Eukaryota, Viridiplantae, Streptophyta, Pinopsida, Cupressales, Cupressaceae. The coding region runs from base 281 to 1648 and encodes 455 amino acids.